UACCUGACGGCGCUUGACUCCUCCCAGUCCCACCGCCCGAGUAGCGAAUGCCCCUUCCUAUUGGCUGCGCUCUGCGCAUCGGUUGAAUGUCAUUGAUUUGGCAGUGAGGUAGUUAAUUUUACAGAUACAGAAGACAACUUUUCUCAGUGUCACAUGCACAUCAACAGCAAUUUUUCCAGCCACUGGAGGAGCGCUUCCUGGUCUCUGAAAAAUAAAUAACGUACAGUGUUUUAAAUAGUUACCAAGUGUCAAUCAAAGUACUGAAAGUCUGUAGAAAAAUGAAUCUCUUUAUGGAGUUUUUGUUGCUUUUACCUAUAAUAAUUUACGCGUACAUAGAGGCUUUUGUGAAGCUUUUCAUUCCUGUGAAGAGGAAGUCUGUCAGUGGAGAGCUUGUUCUCAUUACCGGUGCUGGGCAUGGAAUUGGGAGAGCUACAGCCUAUGAAUUUGCCAAUCGACAAAGCAGAUUGGUUCUAUGGGACAUCAAUAAGCAUGGCGUUGAGGAAACAGCUGCAGAGUGCAGGAGGCUGGGGGCCACAGCUCAUGAGUUUGUGGUGGAUUGCAGUAAAAGGGAGGAAAUCUACAGUGCUGCAGAGAAGGUGAAAAAAGACAUUGGAGAUGUUACCAUCUUGGUAAAUAAUGCAGGAGUGAUUAUAGCUGCCGAUCUGCUCUCAACUCAGGACCAUCAGAUACAACAAAUGUUCGAGAUCAACAUUCUCGCUCAUUACUGGACUGCAAAAGCAUUUCUGCCAGCCAUGAUGAACAACAACCAUGGCCAUAUUGUCACUGUUGCUUCAGCAGCUGGUCACUUGGCAGCUUCUUUCAUGGUGACUUACAGUUCAAGCAAGUUUGCUGCAGUUGGAUUUCAUAAAGCCCUAACACAAGAACUUUCUGCAUUGGGAAAGGAUGGAAUAAAAACAUCAUGCCUUUGUCCUGUUUUUGUAAAUACUGGCUUUGUCAAAAAUCCAAGUAUAAGAUUAAUGAAAGUUUUGGAGCCAGAGAAGGUUGCAAAUAAACUGCUAGAGGGGAUAUUGACCAACCAGAAAAUGAUUUUUGUUCCAUCAUUUCUGAAGAUACAUCUAAUAUUGGAAAAGAUUCUUCCAGAGCAUGCCGUGGCAGCAGUGUACAAGCUGCAGAAUAUUCAAUUUGAUGCAGUUGUUGGAUACAGAAACAAGGUCAUAAGUGAUUAGGUCAUCACCCUCCCCCUCAAACCGCAUAGGCUGCAGAUGGGUCACGUUUUGAGUUCAGAUCAAUUAUUCAAUGUUUUGAUUCAUUCAGAGAAAAAAUGGAAGACCCAUCACUUGCCUUCCCACAACAGCGACACUUGAUAAACACUGCUCUGAGCAUCAGUGAAUUUCUGUAGGUAUCUGGCUGGCUGAGUUCCUAUUACAAUGAUUAUUUUAAUGCUUCUGGGAUUUGCUAGUAUUGUGUAAUUAACUGAAUAUGUUAGGGUGCCAAGAGCUUUAGGUGGCAAUCUUUUUAUCAUUCUAAAUCUAAAUAAAUAAAUAAAAUAGACACAUACACAAAUCCAUGUGUGCAUGACAACAGACUAUGCAGGAGCGGUGGAAAAUGCAGUCCUUCAGACUGAAUGUUGCUUAAUUUUGUUGGCACCCAGAUGUCAUGGUGAUCCUACCUAUUCUGUAAAGGUUCUUAUGCCACACUCAUCACCAUAGUAUCUGAGCACCUAAGUCGUGCAUUGACUAACGUGACUGCCACAUGGGGGAGAAGCGCAUGUACUGGAGUGUCUUGUUUUGGGAGAGGGUUGUGGGUUUUCUAGCUGGAGGAAGGGGGGAUAUUUUUUAAAACUAUGCACACAUUGCUAUAUAUUUAUGUUGGAGAAGGUAAGGUCAAAUAAAUGUGCCUUGGUCUUGGAGCAAACA
Mauremys reevesii (Reeves's turtle) is the source of this 1877-nucleotide messenger RNA. RefSeq names its product 17-beta-hydroxysteroid dehydrogenase 13-like. NCBI's taxonomy places the organism in Eukaryota, Metazoa, Chordata, Testudines, Geoemydidae. The coding region runs from base 279 to 1187 and encodes 302 amino acids. Gene Ontology annotation, cellular component: lipid droplet. The record is from RefSeq and is a predicted model, not a curated record. The transcript has 8 exons. Gene Ontology annotation, molecular function: oxidoreductase activity, acting on the CH-OH group of donors, NAD or NADP as acceptor.